GCACAAGGGUCCGGUGUUAGCUGCCAGCAACUGAGGUGUUGCAUUGUCUUGUGUUGGAGCCAAGUCUUGACAAUAGACCAUCUUUGCUCUCGGUCCAGGGAUUGUCCCAUUUAACCUCCGAGACAGAGACAGAGGGAAAAGUUCACCUCUCCAGACUAGAACAAGGCAAAAACAUGACUGAAAACUCCACCCCAGUGCCAGCUAAAGCCAAGAAGACGAGGGUGGCCAAGAAGGCGUCUGACCACCCCAAGUACACCGACAUGAUCAUGGCCGCCAUCAAAGCCCUGAACAACCGCAGUGGUGUAUCCAGGCAAGCCGUCCAAGCCUACAUCAAGAGAGAAUACAGCGUGGGGGAGAACGCCGACUACCAGGUCAAGGCGACUCUGAAGAAGCUGGUGGUCAACGAUGUCAUCAAGCAGGUCAAGGGGCUGGGGGCCUCCGGCUCCUUCCGGCUGGCCAAGGCGGACGAGCCCAAGAGGGUGGCCAAGAAGGUGACCAAAGCGCCGAAGAAGAGCGUGUCGCCCAGGAAGGCGGUGGUUGCCAGGAAAGCGGUGAAGGCGGUGCCGAAGACCAAGAAGCCCAAAGUGGAGAAGAAGAAGCCCAAGACGCCGAAGAAGAAAGCGGCCGCGCCCAAGAAGUCAAAGAAAACGAAGGUGGUGGUCAAGUCUAAGCCCAAGGCGAAGAAACCACCCGCACGCAAGACACAGAAGAAAUCCAAGAAGUGAUCCCGACCCCGCCACUUGUGUCUGAAACCUUCAGAAACUUUUGUGUACAUACUGUUUAAAAAAAAAAAAAAGUGUUUCUUGACUUUAGUAAGGAGACUUUUUUUAAUUUUGUCAGGAACUUGUGUCUUGCCAUUUAAAACAAAAAAUCCCAAAUGUGUAUGCGAUGCGGUAACUGUAUUGGAGCUGGUGAUUCUGGGACUGUAAAUGGGGAAUGGAAAUGUACAUUGCUGUGACUGGCUUGUCUUUACCCUUUAGGCUCUCGGCCCGUCGGUGAGAGAGAGGACAGACAGUAGGAUGUAUGUGCCUGCAUGCUUGUAGCUUCUAACCCCAGUGGCGAUAGUUGUUACAAGCCCCGUCUUUACUGAGGAAACAAAGCCAGCUCUCAAACCCUGGGCAACACUGAGCAUUCACAACAAGGUCAACAUUCAUUUCCAAAUUACUUCGUAUUAGACUUUUUUAAAUCAAUGCCUGGAGCUGCUCUUCCGAGUUUCCAGGGGAUUCUGCAGUGUUGUUGUGUGUGUUUUUUCCCAGUGUUGCAGUGUAAAUAUUUAAAGAUGUUUUUUUUUAAAGAGGAUUCCCCCCACCUGAAUGCUAACCGUUUAAGACGUCUGACAUUUAACAGGUAGACUAAAGUGCUGGGGAAACUCAGCGGGCGAGGCAGCAUCUAUGGAGCGAAGGAAAUAGGCAACCUAAGAGGUAUCGGUCUUUCCUUCGGGUGUGAGAGAGGUUCUUGCCAGAUGAUACUCUAACCAGAUGACGGGGCCCUUUUUUUUUUAACCGAUUGCAACAGGAAUAACGGCGGUGAAAAUGUUUUUUUUCCCCAUAAAUGUGGAGGUCAGCUACUAUCCCAGGCUUCCCGGACACACACUAGUCCGAUCCUUGGGACCCCCGGAGGCAUUCCCUGUAGAGAGAGGCCAAACUGGAAAUAGCAGCAGUCACAAGUUAGUUACUCGACAAAGCAUGCAGGAUCCAAAAAAAAAAAACACAGAC
Molecule: messenger RNA, 1715 nt
Organism: Amblyraja radiata (thorny skate)
Lineage: Eukaryota; Metazoa; Chordata; Chondrichthyes; Rajiformes; Rajidae
Product: histone H1.0-like
Exons: 1
Coding region: 174-725 (183 amino acids)
Biological process (GO): nucleosome assembly; negative regulation of DNA recombination; chromosome condensation
Cellular component (GO): nucleus; nucleosome
Molecular function (GO): nucleosomal DNA binding; structural constituent of chromatin; double-stranded DNA binding
Source: RefSeq, a predicted model, not a curated record